GUUUCCACAAAGCUCCCUGCGCAGCCCCAGUCCAUUGUUCAGAGCAACAGUGUUGCCCACACAGACUGGCAGCGGCCUUCUGCAUGCAAAGCAGCCACCGCCCUUCCCCAAGGUGCCCAUCGUUCUCUGCCCUCCUGAUCACUCUGCCUGGGCCUGAAAGUCCUGAUGGCGCCAAUAGGGCUGGUUGGAAUCAAAUUUUCAUUCUCUUCCCAGGCUCUGGCCGCCUCCCUCCCUCCCUUUUGUUCUCUGCCAUCCCUGGCUGGAUUUCUUCUCUCCCCUAGAGGCCCUUCCCCUGCCUUGGGGUUCCCUGCCUCCCUGUUUCCUGGAGACCCCUGCACCCAAAGGCCCUUUGCGCUCAUCACAGCUCCCUUUGGAGCCGAAUCUGGCAAGUGUGGGGCUGUUGGGGGGGAUGGUGGCUUUUCUUACCUUUCUUCCUUCCAGCUCAGUGGCAGACUCCUUUCCCUGGCUGCAACCAUCUGCGUUGCACUACCUGUUCAGUCCCGGUGUCUCCAGGGUUUGGUGAUCUUUGAGGAGGCGGCCGUGUGUUUCACAGAGGAGGAGGGGCCCUCCUGGAUCCAGGCCAGAGGGCCUUGCACAGGGACAACAUGGAGGAGAAUUACAGGAACCUGGCCCUUCUGAGUGAGCAGAAGGAGAGCAGUCAAGAGAAUGAACCCCAGAGAAUUAAAACUGAAGCAGAAGAAAAUGUUGUUCCAGAUGGUGCUAGCUUCAAUGAAAUUUCAAUGCUGGAAGGACCUUACACAGGCAAGAAAGAGGAAAAUGUCUCUCUUUGUGCAAAAAGCCCAACUAGAAUAUCAGGCCUUAGCACCAUGGGAAGAAAACAUGAUGGGGAUAAACGGUUUCAAUGUUCAGAGUGCAGAAGGAGUUUCAACUACAAAUCACAUCUUCUUGUACAUGAAAGAAUCCACACAGAAGAUAAACCGUAUAAAUGUUCAGAGUGCGGAAAGAGUUUUUGUCUGAGCUACAACCUUCUAACUCAUCAAAGAAUCCACACUGGAGAAAAACCAUAUAAGUGCUCAGUGUGUGGAAAGAGUUUCACUCAGAGCAGUACACUUUUUAAUCACCAAAGAAUCCACACAGGAGAGAAUACACAUACAUGUCCCAGUUGUGGAAAGUGCUUCAGCCAGAAAAUUGACUUUCAAAGAUUCCACACAGGGGAGAAACUGUAUAAAUGCUUAGAGUGUGGAAAGAGCUUCACUCAGAGCUCUUCACUCAGAGGAGAGAAACGGUAUAAAUGUUCAGAGUGCGGAAAGAGUUUCCGUCUCAGCUCCAACCUUCUUACCCAUCAAAGAAUCCACACUGGAGAAAAACCAUAUAAAUGCUCAGUGUGUGGAAAGAGCUUCACUGACCGUAGUAGCUUUUCUCGCCAUCAGAGAAUCCACACAGGAGAGAAGCCGCAUAAAUGUUCCAAUUGUGGAAAGUGCUUUAGCCAGAACAGUCGCCUUCUUAGUCAUCAAAGAAUCCAUACGGGGGAGAAACCAUAUAAAUGCUUAGAGUGUGGAAAGAGCUUCACUCAGAGCAGUACGCUUUUUAAUCACCAAAGAAUCCACACAAAGAAGCCACAUAAAUGUUCCAGUUGUGGAAAGUGCUUCAGCCAGCAAAGUGACCUUCUUAGUCAUCAAAGAAUCCACACAGGGGAGAAACCGUAUAAAUGCCCAGAGUGCGGAAAGAGCUUCACUCAUAGCAAAAGUCUUCGUAGUCAUCAGAGACUCCAUGCAGGUGAGAAACCAUUUAAAUGUGCCGAGUGUGGGAAAAGCUUCAGUCAUGGCAGCAACCUUACUUAUCAUGAAAGAACCCACACUGGUGAAAGACCUUAUAAAUGCUCAGAGUGUGGAAAUAACUUCACUGACCGUGCUGGCCUUUCUCGUCAUCAGAGAAUCCACACAGGAGAGAAGCCACAUAAAUGUUCCAUUUGUGGAAAGUGCUUCAUCCAUAACAGUAUCCUUCUUAGUCAUCAAAGAAUCCACACAGGGGAGAAACCAUAUAAAUGCUUAGAGUGUGGAAAGAGCUUCACUCAGAGCAGUACACUUUUUAAUCACCAAAGAAUCCACACAGGGGAGAAGCCGUAUAAAUGCUUAGUGUGUGGAAAGAGCUUUGCUCAGAGCAAUGGGCUUCGUUAUCAUCAGAGGCUCCAUACAGGUGGGUGUGAGAAAAGCUUUAUACACAGGGGAGAAGAUUGUGUAAACAACUGUUAAAUGAUAUGGGUCUACCUGUGUUGGAGCCAAUCGUAAUGUUUAAGGACAACCAGACCUGUAUUCAUACGUCCAAGAAAAUCGCAACAGAGAUCUAAACACGUGGAUGUCAAAUAUCAUUAUGUAAGAGACAACGUGUAACAGAAACCAAUUGAAUUAUGAUUCUGCUUCACAGAAAAAAUUCUGACAGAUAUACUGAUAAAGGCUCUUGCAGCAUGUAAAUGUGAAUAAUUGGUGAAACGGCUAAGUUUUUUGCCAUCAAAUGAAAGCCAAUAUCAUUAACAAAAUUAAAGAAGGGGUGUUUGAGUAACUGGAUAUGAGAAAGGGUUAAUUUCCUUUAUGAGUGUAAAUCACCCCUGGGUGAGCUAAACAAGGUGCAAGGCCAGCCAAGCCAGUUGCUAUGGUAAUGGCCCACUGCCCCUAUAUCUGUGGUUAAUGCAUGUCAGCUCAGUAGUAGAGUCUAUUUGUUGUCCAGUGUUAUGUCCUGAAUUGGUGAGUUUACUUAGAAUAAUGGAAAUGCCUUGUACUCUUAUGUAUCUGUAUAUAUCUGUAUCUGUAGAAGCCUACAAGCUGUGUAUAUCUAUGUCUGGAACUGUUUUACUGAGCCUCAUCUUCUGCAACAGUAAACUAUUUGGAUCUUAA
This is a messenger RNA of Podarcis raffonei (Aeolian wall lizard), 2852 nucleotides long. Its product is annotated as zinc finger protein OZF-like. The record is from RefSeq and is a predicted model, not a curated record. Gene Ontology annotation, molecular function: RNA polymerase II cis-regulatory region sequence-specific DNA binding; DNA-binding transcription activator activity, RNA polymerase II-specific. Gene Ontology annotation, biological process: regulation of transcription by RNA polymerase II. Bases 606 to 2213 code for a protein of 535 amino acids. The transcript is spliced from 3 exons. Gene Ontology annotation, cellular component: nucleus. NCBI's taxonomy places the organism in Eukaryota, Metazoa, Chordata, Lepidosauria, Squamata, Lacertidae.